Molecule: messenger RNA, 2618 nt
Organism: Phacochoerus africanus (Common warthog)
Lineage: Eukaryota; Metazoa; Chordata; Mammalia; Artiodactyla; Suidae
Product: olfactory receptor 10AC1-like
Exons: 6
Coding region: 1075-2052 (325 amino acids)
Biological process (GO): G protein-coupled receptor signaling pathway
Cellular component (GO): membrane
Molecular function (GO): olfactory receptor activity; G protein-coupled receptor activity
Source: RefSeq, a predicted model, not a curated record
AAGGGAGAGGUCCACGCCGUGUUAGAAGAACAAGAGUGUGCUAAUGGACAUUGCCCCAGCCAGCAAACCAGAGAAAGCGUCCCUCCUGCGGAAGUAAAAUGCGCUGGGGGGACUCAAGGCAGCAGAAGACGCAGGGCUGGAGGACCCAGGGACCCAGUGGGUGGGGCUGGGGAGUCAAGCCGAAAGCAGGAGGCUGGAUAAACGUCUGAGUGGAGAGCAGUGAGACGUCUGGACCCCCCUCAACCCUGCACGGACACUCGCCCCAGCCCAAGCUGGAAGGAGGAGAAAGCGGCUCCGCGCUUGGAGGUGGCGGCUCGGAGCCGAGGCAAGACGGGACUUCACGUGGAAGCCGCACGCCCAAAGUUUCGAAAGGAGUGGACUCUCUUCUCACUGAUGCCCUGGACCAGCCCUGAGACAGGCGGAGAUGGAGGCAAGUUUCAGGCUCAGGACCUGUGUCACCCCCAGGAUAGUCUCUGCUGAGAUGUGACGGCUCCCCCUUCCAAUUCUGGGUCAGGAUUCCCACCCUCAUGGGAGGCUGUGUUUGGGAGGGUGGAGCCUGGACUUGAGAAGAAGAGGUGUCUCUAACCAACUUCCGUAGACCGACAGACUGGGCAUCUGCUGAUCACAAGACCAAAGUACCGGCCAAAGGUCCUCAGAGGUUCGGCUCUUGCAGGCACAUGAGAAUCACUGCAAACCCUCCAUCCACAAACCCUAAGGAGGAAGACUGACAGGUCAGAGAGACACAGGGAAGCGUGGGCUCCCCUACUUAAGAGCCAGACCUGGGGCCAGAUCCUGAUUCGGGGGAUGCUGUGUGACCCCCCCUCAGCAGGAGGCUGGAUUUAGUGGCGUUGCCAUAGCAACUGUGGCGCUGCGAGGGGAUGACCCUAGACCUGUCUGGGGGACAGGAGUCUCCACCCUGGACACGGCUGGGGAUCCGCUUGGAGGAAGAACAGAACUUCCCCUCUGCUCUAGAAGGCUGAUGCGUGGACCCCGGGGGCUCCUGGGAGAAGCGGGGCGUGCAGCUGGAAGCCACGCUGUGCUGAGGACUUUGCCCUGAAGCCUGAAGGUCCCAGCAUGAGCCACUGGCCAGUGUCAAACUGGACCGCCCCGCAAGAGUUUGUAAUCCUGGGCUUCUCUGGGUGGCCCCAGGGGCUCCGGGUGCUGCUGUUUGCCCUCCUCCUGCCACUCUAUCUGGCCACGCUGGCCGGAAACCUGCUCAUCCUGGGCCUGGCCGUGGCGGACGCCGCCCUGCACACACCCAUGUACUUCUUUCUGGGGGCCCUGUCGGCCGUGGAGGUGGCCUACACACUGGUGCUGACCCCGCGCAUGCUGGCCGGCUUCCUCCUGCCCCCCGGGGGCCAGGCGGUGUUGCCCUCCACCUGUGCUGCCCAGAUGGGCCUCUUCGUGGCUCUGGGGGGCUCCGAGUGCCUGCUGCUGGCUGCCAUGGCCCUGGACCGCUACCUGGCCAUCUGCCGCCCCCUGUAUUACCCUCAGCUCAUGACCGCAGGGCUCUGCUGGUGCCUCCUCGCCUGCUGCUGUGUGGGCGGCUCCCUCCUGGCCCUAGGCCUCACCACGGCCAUCUUCCAGCUGCCCUUCUGCCGUGGGGGCCUCGUCAACCACGUGUUCUGUGACCUGCCAGCGGUGUUGGUGCUGGCCUGCGGGAACCGGGACCUGCAGGAGCACGUCCUGCUGGCAGCCUGCCUGCUGCUGCUGGUACUGCCUCUGGCCCUGAUCCUGCUGUCCUACACCAGGGUGCUGGGGGUCGUUCUUGGGGUCGGUGGGGCCUCGGGCCGCCGCAAGGCCUUCCACACGGUGGCGUCCCAUCUCACUGUGGCCGUGCUGCACUAUGGCUGCGCCACGGCCAUGUACGCCAGGCCGCUGAGCAGCCGCUCCCUGGAGGAGGACAAGCUGGUCUCGCUCAUCUACCUCAACCUCACGCCUCUGCUCUACCCGGCCAUCUACACGCUGCGGAACCGCGACAUGCAGGGCGCGCUGCAGCGGCUGGCCAGCCCCAGGACACCAGGCACUGUCCCCCAGGCCGACGGCCCCUAAUUCUGAAAUCUCCUCCGUGGAUGGGAAGCUCACAUUCCAGAACUAUCUGUGACUCCUCAAGGCCUACUGGACACAACCUGGGGGUAGCAGCAGACAAGGACUCCAAAGUCGGACUCCAGCCUGGUUCUUCUGCUUCUACUGACGUUUUGAGCUGGACAGUUCUCUGUGACGGGGGGCCAUCCUGUGCGUUGUGAGGUAUGAGCUGCAUCUCUUGUCUCUAUCAACUCUAUGCCAGAAGCACACACCACUCCCCACCCAGGGGGGAUGAUCAAAAAGUCAGACAUUGGCCAGACAUCCACAGGAGCAAAAUCACCUCUAGCUGAUAACCACUGCUCUAAACUGUAGCCACACAGUAUCUUUUGAAGAGAAGUGAGUACUACUGCACAAGAAGUCUACGGCAACACUGUUUAUAAUAAAUAAAAACUGAAAGUAAUUCAAUGUUCAUGAACAUAGACACAAACAAUGUGUGUGGCAAAGUCGUGUACGGGAAUACUACACUGCAAUGAAAAAGGAUGAACUACUGGAGCUCCCACUGUGGCUCAGCAGUAAUGAACCCGACUAGUAUC